Nelumbo nucifera (sacred lotus) is the source of this 454-nucleotide messenger RNA. The record is from RefSeq and is a predicted model, not a curated record. Lineage: Eukaryota; Viridiplantae; Streptophyta; Magnoliopsida; Proteales; Nelumbonaceae.
GUCCCCAUCGUUGCCUCAACUGGUGGACUAGUUGACACAGUUAAAGAAGGUUCCACAGGUUUUCAGAUGGGAGACUUCAAUGUCGAUUGCGAUGCUGUGGAUCCUGCAGAUGUAAAUGCAGUGGCGACUUCAAUCAAAAGAGCUCUUAAGACCCAUGGCACCCCUGCUUUGACCCAGAUGAUCAAAACCUGCAUGGCUCAAGAUCUUUCCUGGAAGGGACCUGCAAAGAAGUGGGAAGAAGUGCUAUUGAGCAUGAGGAGUGGUGGUGGCAGCAAGCCUGGACUUGGAGGAAUCAGAGGCGGAGAGGAAACUGCUGCUCCUCUUCCUCUUCCUCUUGCCAAGGAGAUGGUGGCCACUGCUUGAUUAGUGUUUGUGUUUGCCUCCCUUGAUUAGUAAAAAGUUACCGCCGUACGUUCUGUGACUUGUUGUAAGCUAAAGUAGAAGGUUUGUGCAA